GAGAUUCUCUUGGCUUUGAACACUCGAGCGAGUCGGCUGCCUACGCAGAGUAUGCGGCGGCUGUGGCCAAGAACGAGGCUGAGAGGGAGGCAACAUGGGCGCGUCUUCCAAGCCAUGUCAGCACUCCAUCUCUAGCCUAUCUCAUGCCCUCAGCCCCGCUUCAUCCUUAUCUGACUCCCCGCAUGGCAACUGGCCUGCCACACUCGUCACGAUCGGCAAUGUGGGCUCAUCUGCUGAGAGCCCACUCGCUGAGAGCCCAGGCGAGGCCAGGCUACUAUGCUGCCCUCAUCGCGCCAUUGGCUGGAGGAAGGGUGCCCUCGCUUGGACAGGAUUAUUCUUCACUGAGGAACCAGUCAUCGGUGGCCAGCUCUUCCGCUCAUCCGAUGAGUGGGCAAGCGGACGAGUUGAACUCGUCUGUGGCCUCGUCGCAUCGCUCAGAGUCGCACACCUCGCUCCUGGCGCUCGAGGCCGAGGCCGCAGAGUCGGAUCGUGGCCGCUUUCGUCAGUCUGGAGACAUGCUGCCGCCGGUGCCACGGACGGUGGCUGAUGUGCCCGAGGCGGUGGUUGCCCAGAUCGGAAAGGACUUGCCACGCACCUUUCCAAACCAUGCGCAGUUUCGCGACGGCGGCCAGCUGAGGCACUCGCUCUCCAAUGUCCUCCUCGCCUACGCCGCCCACCAUCCGGACCACGCAUACUGCCAGGGCAUGAACUUUGUCGUCGGUCUCCUCCUUCUUGUCACCCCGGACGACGAGGAGCUAGUCUUCUGGGAGGCUGUUGCCAUCUUUGAGGGCAUUCUCGUCAACUACUUUGCGCCAACCCUCCUUGGCGCGCUAGUUGACAUCCGAGUCCUUCGCGCUAUGCUUGCUCGCGAGGCGCCCGAGCUCGCCCGCUGCCUGCCCAAGGAGGAGGUCCACAUUGUGGCCUCCUCGUGGUUCCUCUCGCUCUUCAUCAAUACCUUUACCCCGCAAUCUGUCCUCCUCAUUCUUGACUCGCUCUUUUUCUGCGCCUCGUCGCUCUUCCUCGUUGCCACUGCUGUCGCCACCCUCCAGCUCAACGCUGAUGUUGUGCUUGCUGAGGGCACGGCGCUCGGCCUCCGCCCGCCGGCCUCGAACAGACUCAUCUACGCGGAUCCGCUGCCCAUCCUCGCCUGCGCCCACACUAUUCUCACUCACAUUCCGCUCGCCACACUCGACGAGCUCCGCGCCACGUCGCUGGCAGACAUCCAGCGCUCCAACGAGCACGCCGCGCAGCUCGACACCCUCGCCGCACUCUCCAAGCACGCCAAUUCGGUCCUCGGCCUCGCCCGCGCGCUCUCUGUCCUUCCGCCCGACUUUGACGUCGCCCUGCCUUCGCGCACCACUCUCGAUGCUCUUCUGGUCCGGGUCCAGACCCGGUUUGGAUCAACCGCGCUCCUCGCGCCCAUCAAGCGCAUCGACUCCAUGCUCUAUGGCCCGCUUGCCGUCGCGCCGGGCCUCGACGACCUCUUCCACGGCCUCGCCGAGGCCGCUGAGCUCUCGCCCGAGUCCGAGGCCGACGCCCGCAGCUCUGCCGUCGCAGAUCUCUCCGCCCUCGUCGACGCCGUUAUGGUCACGCUUGCCGAGCUUGCGGCCCAUGCUGUUGGCGAGCUUGUCCUCGAUGUCCUGCGCCCACCACUCCUUGCCUCGGCUCUCGCCUACUACGCCGCUAUCCUCCACAUCAAGUUUGUCUUUCGCCAAGCGCCGACCGGUCUGCCGUUCUCGCCCGACGCGGUCGCGGACCAGGUAGCCGAUUCUGGCCUCGCCUCGUCCGACGGGCGCCAGGUCUUUCUCUGUGAUGACACACCGGUCAUCUACUCGCGCCUUGUCUCCGCCGAGCUGCUUCCGGUCUCCGAGGCCGCGGAUACCAUCAUGGACAUGCUCACCGCCUUUAUCCGCGACUCGACGAGCCAGCUCUCCGAAAAGGUCAUCCACGUCCUCGCCCACGUCUCCAACACACUCAACGUUCUCGAGGAGCCGCUCGUUCUUGCCCAGCGCCAGUACAAAGCCUCACGGUCGGCUCCGCAGUCGCUAACCCUUGUCGCCGCCACUCUUCCCGCCCACCGCGAUGAUUCAUCACUCGCUGCCUCGCCGCGCUCGGGCUCCUCGCCCACCCUCCUCGCCCGCCUCUUUUCUGGCAAGCGCGGCGGUCGGCGGAGCAGGUCCGGUGGCGCAUCGCAUGCUGCCGCCUCCUCGCCAAGUGCGGGCCUCGACGAUUCAGGUGAGCUUUCGUCGCUCCCGUCGCCCACCCCGGGUCGCAAGUCGCGCGGCCAAUACAAACUCGAGGAAACCAUUCUCGAGCUAAUCGACACCAAGGCCAUGCUCUCGGGAGCCGGUGAGGCCUCGUUCGCCGAGACCGACGACGACACAAUGGCCGACGCCUUCUCGGCUCUUGCCUCGGAAGUCUCGAUCUUGCUGCAGAUCAUUGUCGAGACCUACUACGAGUUUGUCUUUGACAUGGCCUUUGACGCCCUCUCCAUGCAAGGCCUUGCGGCCUCGCUGCUGGCCUCGGCCUCGAGCGCCACCGGCGAGGCUCCGGCCGUCACCUGGUCGCGCCCGAUCCUCUACUCGCAAGAGCUCGCCCCGCCGCGCUUCUUCCCGCGCCUGCUCGCGGUCCACUACGUCCGCGCCCUCCGCACCUCGUCGCGGGCCCGGCUGGUCAAGGCCGAGCCAGCGGUCGAUGCCACUGAGCCGGACUCGCCGUCCGAGUCACUGCCGGCUCGCCUCCACCCGGUCACUCUCAUGGGCCUACAGGCCGUCCCGCUCCCGGUCGGCCCAUCCGAGCUCUACGCGCUUGCCCUGCUCCAAGAGCUAAUUUCGCUCCACACCCGUGGUCUCGCCGCCCCACUCCUGUUUGCCCCGCUUCCGCGCGGCGCCAUGUAUCUGGAGCAGCUCCUCCACGGUGCAAUGUUUGCUCGGCCGGACGAUCGCGCCGCCACCUUUGCCUGCAUCACCCCGGUCUCGUUUGCCAUGGCUGCUCUCAUGGCCAUGAUUGGCGACCUCUCGGCCACAGGCACCUCGUACAUCCUCGUUCCCUCUCAGACCGCGCCCGGCCGCUUUGAUCUCGUCCCCUGUCUCUCGUAUGAGACCGGCAUUGCGUUCUCGGACCCCAUCGUGAACGACGUCGAGACCGAGACCGCCUUUGUUGCUCUCGCCAACAUUCUCUUCUGCAUGCCCAACAUGCACACCCCGCUCCCGGACAGCGUCGUCGACAGGCUCCUUGCCCUCUAUCCAGAGCGCAUCCUACUCUCUUGGCUCGCCCGACUCCGGAUGAAGAACAACGUGUACACUGCCGCGGCGGAAGCAGCGGUCUUCACCCCGCAUGAGAUGGAGGCCAUGGGCCUCCCGCUCGCCUUUGUGCCCGGUGCCCCGGUGCGCGUCUACGAGCGCCUGUUGCGGGUCCAGUCGCUGCUCCGCGCCAAGGCGCAGGCCAACCUGCCCACCACAGCCUUUGAGGUCCUCUCACACAUCCUCCCAGUUGUCGCCGCCACUUACAUGCUCGCCGCCGAGUUCUCGCCCGAGCCCAACUCGGUCCUCACCACCAUUGCAUCACGCAAGGCGCUUCCACGCCCGGCAGAGGAGCUGCAGCUUCAGCGGCUGCGCGACGCGCGGCGCGACGAGUACCGCGGCGUCUCGCGCGAGCUCCGCAGGCACGGUGUGUGGCUUCGAGCAGGUGCCGCCGAUCGAGUUGUUGAGCCCGGCUCGGCACUGCACGCUUUUCUCAUGCACGUCAAUUGGGCCUCGCUCGCGCCGCUGGAGCGCCAGGACCGCUUCCUCCGCGCCAUCCGCCUCCUCGGCUUUCUCGAGUAUCUCGUCAUCCGCUACGACUCGGUCAAUGACGACGAGGACGAGGACUCGGUCCAGCUCGCGCUCACCGAUGCCUCGCUCGAGUCUCUCCUCGCCUCGCUUCCGCAGCUCCGCAGACUCCGCCUCGACUGCCCGCUCUCCAACGUCUCUGUCAACACCUUGCUGCGGCUCUCCAAGCUCCGGUCCGGCUCGCUCUCCAUCGAGCUCCGCCCUGGCCUCGGCAUGGGCGUUGCCGGAUGGGCCGAGCUCACCCGCCAGAUCCCCAUCCUCCUCGUUCUCAAGGGCGGUUCGGCACUGUUUCGCAUUCCGCUCCGCCCGCGGCAGCUCGACUACGACGACGCCAGCGCAGCGAGCGACCGCCCGUUCUCCUCCGUCCUCGCCCUCAUGUGGCCCGACAUUGUCCGGCUCCUCCAUGUGGUCGUCCAGCUCGACGACUACGAGACCGGGCUUUUCCUCCUUGACGAGGUCCAGGCCGUCGGCGAGGCCGAGCAUCGCUACAAGAUGGCUGCCGCUGCCGCCCAGAUGGGCAUGGCCGCCACCGGGUAUCUCUCACUCGAGGCCGGCGGCGCCAGCCAUGACCCGCGCAGCGCUUCGUCGAUCAAGGCUCGUCGGGAGGCCAAGCGCGCUGCCGCAAGCCUCCUCCGCAAGUCGCCGUCGUCCGGAACGCUCUCGGCCGCCGUCGACGCCUCAAGUGCCGCCGGGCCAUCGUUUGUGCAGGCGCUUGUCAAUGCCCGCCUCGGUGGUUUGACGCCGCUCCAGCGGGCUGUUCACGUCGGCUGCGAGCGCAUGGUCGACUUGCUCUUGCUCAACAUGGCCUCGCUUGACGUCAUUGGUGGCGGAGCGGGUGGAGGCUUGAGUGGGAGCGCCGCAGCCUCGUCGGCCUCGUCGUCAGUCGCCUCGCGGAGCGACGCCGGACCCCCACCGUCGCUUCUGGCCGGCCUCACCCCGGCCCAGCUGGCGUGCGGCCUCGAGGAGCCGAUCCUCGUCGACGUCGACGAGAGUGCUGACACUGCGAUCCACGCCUGGUCUCCUCUCACCUAUGCCGUCAUCCGCGGUGAGCUCAGCCUCGUCGAUCGCAUGCUCACCGAGUACAAGCUCCGAAGCAAGCCGCUGCCGAGCGGCAUUGUCGCCGUCGCCCGCGAGAAGGGCACCGUAGACAUCCAGCACGCCAUCCGCUCGCACCAGCGGCAAGUUAAUUGA
Messenger RNA from Thecamonas trahens ATCC 50062, 5021 nucleotides. Its product is annotated as growth hormone-regulated TBC protein 1-A. NCBI's taxonomy places the organism in Eukaryota, Apusomonadida, Apusomonadidae. The transcript is spliced from 2 exons. Gene Ontology annotation, biological process: activation of GTPase activity. Gene Ontology annotation, molecular function: GTPase activator activity. Bases 144 to 5021 code for a protein of 1625 amino acids. The record is from RefSeq and is a predicted model, not a curated record.